Rattus rattus (black rat) is the source of this 2825-nucleotide messenger RNA. RefSeq names its product exonuclease 1 (gene Exo1). Gene Ontology annotation, molecular function: metal ion binding; 5'-3' DNA exonuclease activity; 5'-flap endonuclease activity. The record is from RefSeq and is a predicted model, not a curated record. Gene Ontology annotation, cellular component: nucleus. Gene Ontology annotation, biological process: mismatch repair; DNA recombination. The coding region runs from base 143 to 2653 and encodes 836 amino acids. NCBI's taxonomy places the organism in Eukaryota, Metazoa, Chordata, Mammalia, Rodentia, Muridae. The transcript has 15 exons.
GCAAAUUGAAAGGUUCAUGGCUGCGCUUGCAGCUACAGCAGCUCGCUGGUGUUCUGAACCCCAGGUUUGAGGAGCCACGGCGCCUGGAAUGGGCUUGCGGGCCAUGCCUGUUUAUUCGGAAGACAAUUAAUGCGGCGGCACCAUGGGGAUUCAAGGGUUACUUCAGUUCAUCAAAGAAGCUUCUGAACCCGUCAAUGUGAAGAAGUACAGAGGACAGGCAGUGGCGGUCGACACCUACUGCUGGCUUCACAAAGGAGCUAUUGCUUGUGCUGAAAAGCUAGCCAAAGGGGAACCUACGGAUAGGUAUGUAGGGUUUUGUAUGAAGUUUGUUAAUAUGCUGCUUUCUUAUGGGGUCAAGCCGAUUCUCGUAUUUGACGGAUGUACUCUACCUUCUAAAAAGGAAGUGGAGCGGUCUCGAAGAGAGAGACGACAAAGCAACCUUCUUAAAGGGAAGCAGCUUCUUCGAGAGGGGAAAGUGUCAGAAGCCCGAGAGUGCUUCACUCGCUCUGUCAACAUUACACACGCCAUGGCCCACAAAGUAAUAAAAGCUGCUCGGGCCCUGGGAGUGGACUGCCUCGUGGCUCCCUAUGAAGCUGACGCUCAGUUGGCCUACCUCAACAAAGCUGGCAUUGUGCAAGCCGUCAUCACAGAGGACUCUGACCUCCUCGCGUUUGGCUGUAAGAAGGUGAUUUUAAAAAUGGAUCAGUUUGGAAAUGGACUGGAAGUGGACCAGGCACGGCUAGGCAUGUGCAAGCAGCUGGGGGAUGUGUUCACGGAGGAGAAGUUCCGGUACAUGUGCAUUCUGUCGGGCUGUGACUACCUGGCCUCCCUGCGUGGGAUCGGCUUGGCAAAGGCCUGCAAAGUCCUGAGACUGGCCAACAACCCCGACAUUGUGAAGGUUAUCAAGAAAAUUGGGCAUUAUCUCAAGAUGAACAUAACCGUGCCAGAGGACUACAUCACAGGCUUUAUUCGCGCCAACAACACUUUCCUCUACCAGCUGGUGUUCGACCCCGUCCAAAGGAAGCUCAUCCCUCUGAACGCCUAUGGAGACGACGUUAAUCCUGAAACACUCACGUACGCUGGGCAGUAUGUCGAUGACUCCGUAGCUCUUCAAAUAGCACUUGGAAAUAGAGAUAUAAAUACUUUUGAGCAGAUUGAUGACUACAGUCCAGACACUAUGCCAGCCCACUCAAGAAGCCAUAGCUGGAAUGACAAAGCAUGUCAGAAGUCACCUGUCGCCAGUAGCAUUUGGCACAAGAAUUAUUGUCCUAGACUUGAGGUGAAUAGUGUUUCCCAUGCUCCUCAGUCGAAGGAAAAGCCAAGUACUGUGGGCCUUAAACAAGUGAUUAGUACUAAAGGGUUAAAUCUUCCCAGGAAGCCUUGCGUGUUGAAGAGACCAAGAAAUGAAGCGCUGUCUGAAGACGACCUGUUGAGCCAGUAUUCGUCACUUACAAAGAAGAUCAAGGAAAAUAGCUGUGGGAAUGGCACCUCGCCCAACUCUUCUGAAAAGUCCGUGCCCUGCCCGGAUGGUGGGACUGCUCACAAGACAGAUGCACAUACCCCGUCUAGAACGAGGAAUAAAUUCGCAACAUUCUUACAGAGGAGGAAUGAAGAAUGUGGUGCCGUCGUGGUUCCCGGGACCAAAAGCAGGUUUUUUUGCAGUUCUCCAGAUUUUGACAACUUCAUACCAAAAAAAGGAAGCAGCCAGCCUCCAAAUGAAACUGUUGCCACUGGCAAAGCCACCACCAGCCUCCUUGGGGCAUUGGACUGUCCAGACACAGAAGGACAAAAGCCAGUUGUCACAAAUGGGACGCACAGUCCAAACACUCAGAUUCCAGGCGAUGCAACUGGGUCUCCUAAGGAUGAGGCUCAGUCUUCUGAGACCAGCAAAUUCUCGGGGACCAUGUCCCCACCCACUCUGGGGACACUAAGAAGUUGUUUCAGUUGGUCUGGAACUCUCGGGGAAUUUUCAAGGACUCCAAGUCCCUCAGCGAGAACUCCAUUGCAGCAGUUCCGGAGAAAGAGUGAGCCCCCCGCCUGUCUUCCUGAGGCCUGUGCAGUCACUGACGAAUGCGAUUCAAAGAGUGGGACACUGGGUGACAAGUCUCAGUCCUUGCAUGAGCUGGACUGGUCCUCACGGUCUCAGGAAAGCAUAGACUCCACAUGCAGCUUAAACGCAUCAAGCCUCUCGCAGCCUUCCAGUCAGGACUCAGACUCAGAGGAAUUGGAUUGUAACAAUAAGUCACUUGAUAAUCAAGGAAGUCAGAACUCCAAGCAACACUUACCUCACUUUCCAAAGAAAGACAUACUUGGGCGGAACAAGGUUCCUGGGCUCUGUAGGUCUAGUUCUAUGGACUCUCUGUCUGCAACCAAGAUCAAGCCGUUGGUGCCUGCCAGAGUCAGUGGCCUGAGCAAGAAGCCAGGAAGCAUCCAGAAGAGAAAAGACCAUGAUGCCGAGAACAAGCCAGGGCUGCAGAUAAAGAUCAGCGAGCUCUGGAAAAACUUUGGGUUUAAAAAAGAUUCUGAAAAGCUUCCUUCUUGUAAGAAGCCCCUGUCUCCAGUCAAGGACAAUAUCCAACUCACUCCAGAGACAGAAGAUGAGAUCUUUAACAAGCCCGAGUGUGCACGCGCUCAGAGAGCAAUAUUUCACUAACUGCCGGCCGCUGCCUACAGGAAAAUCUUAUCAACUGGAGAGAUGUAUUACUCUCAGUGCCAUUUUUUAAAUGGGAUACAUUUUGUAUAUUAACUUUAUGACUUUUCUUUUGCUCAGCUUUUUAUAUUUUCAUAGAAAGCUAAAUAGAAGAAUAAAUCUGUCUUUGACAUUU